Amoebophrya sp. A25 is the source of this 3153-nucleotide messenger RNA. The record is from the annotation of a GenBank genome assembly. Lineage: Eukaryota; Dinophyceae; Syndiniales; Amoebophryaceae.
AUGAGUUUAUAUCUGCGUGUAAAACUAAUAUCUUUUAAUUUUGUAGCAGAACGGACAAAAAUACUGCAGCGACCUUUCUCCAAUCACAUGUCUGUGUUGCUUGGUAUUGAGUUCACGGGUGAACCAACAAGGCGCAUGUCUCCACUCAGGUCUGUUUUUUUACUUAGUUCUUACUUCCUGCGGAGCAAGUUGUCAUGGGUUACAUUCAUCGUCUUCAGCGAGAAGCUGACUGAAGCUCCUAACUCUAUGCUUUUCACAAUCGGAGUCGCAAGGACAAGGGGGAAUGAAGCCAAUGAAUACGAUGGACAUGGAGCUUAUAUAAAAACAUCGUGCCUACUCUGCGCCUGGUGUGGCUUGAAGAGCAAACUAGUGGGGUUUGAAGAACAUGAGGACUCUCUGUCAAUAAGCAGAAUGAACUUAGCUGCUCGGUGGCUUCCCCCCACCCACGGCUCUUUUUGUCGGGACUGGCAAGCAGCAUUAUUCACGAACUGACCCCAUUAUUUAUACAAUCGCUUGAUAUAGAACUAAGUAGGCUACACAUAGUCACAUAGAGGGGGUAGAGCUGACAAAUUAGUCAGAGUUGGGAUUUGUGACAGCCUGCAUUUUUUUUGUCAGGAAGUAAUAGGUCGCCGCAUUCAUUGAUAUCUACUUAUGAGUGAGUGCAUGAAUCGAAUUCAUCUGAACUAGCAGCCUUAAUGAACCCAUCGUCGCAUCGCGCCUGUGCACCGCCGCGGAGUUGUAGGUCGUUGGUCGCGUGUCCGUCGUUGGCUCAGCAAGGCGCCAUUUUCUUUUGUUGAUAAUUUGACUUAAAAAGCUCAUUGAUCGUCGUACUCAGCGACACUAGCUUGCGUUAUAUGCAUUGUCGUGCGAAUUCAUAAGACGCUCAUUCUCAGUAUGUAUGUAAAGAAGUGCUGUCAGUCUGUCACAUUGGUUGGACAGAGAAAGGCCAGUUGUCAAUCUAUAGAGCCACUUACUUUCAGAAGUAAGCUGUAGAGGUACCCACAUAGAGACAUGGGUAAACAAUUUUGCUGCUCCUUCGCUUUCACUCACAUUUUCUCUCGUGAGUGGUCGUGGUUUUCACUCUCCUCGCUUAUCUGAAUUCUAACAAAACAUACACUGACGAAAAGGACACUUUUACAGGUCGUUUAUUCUCUCUGUCAUAAAAGUUGGCGUCUCUCUUUCGCCUCUUCUCUCCUAUCGAGUUAUUUGAAUGAGCGACCUCCUUGCUCGCGCACAUUCCACUAGACCAGCCAGAGCCUCUAUUUGGGGCACACACUGGGGGAAACAAACUCAUAGAUAAAAGUGGAUGGGUCGAUCUCCUGCUACAAUCAACGAACAAAGCGAUGCGCCUGCGAGGUUCCUUCUAGGAUAGUCUACGUACCUACCAUCGCAAACUCGAAAUGUUUCUUGGGAGAGAGUGCAGAGGCACCCCCGCUUGACGUGAGAGCGUGUACUUGUAGAAUCAAGCUUGCUUCUUGGGAAUCGGGAUCAUGCGGGAUGCGUAAAUGCAUAGGGUAGCUCAUGUUAGAUUUUUGUUAGGUUCUGCCAUGAAAAGAGCAUGUAAGUACUGGCAUUGAUCGACAGUUGUGUAUACAUGUACAGAAAAAAAGAGUCCCUGAAUCAAUUUUGCUCUGUUCAUACAUGCCGUCCAUCUUCUUAGUAAGUUACACACAAUGGGAGGGGUUGCACUAAACUAAAAUUGAUAGCUAGUCUGUCAGCAAGAACUGCGAGUAGCAUCUGGCUCUUUCCUACGGGUAUGAGCCGCUACUCAUUUCGCAUGGUCACUAUGCCCAUGCAACUACCUAGGAUGGAUGUAAAAAAAAGGAUAUUUAUCUUGAAAGAAUGAAACAAAUUUGCGCACAAACAUUCAUAUUAUGGGGUCAGCUGCACAUAAACGCUUUUGAUCGUGGAGGCACAAUUUAUCACAUCGAGACUCGUUCUAUAAUCUAUCGACUGUCAUAUACUCCCCGGGAGGCUGCAGGCACGAAUAUGAUUUGCGGCUAGUCGUCAGCAUUCUUUCAUAGAUUGAUAGAUACAUAGAUAGUCAGGACACAGUCUGACUUAGUCAGGUAGGUCGUUACACUCGCGCUAUGAAUCCCAAUUCAAUCAUACACGCCUACCUAGCUUCGCGCACUGUGGUGACUGCGGCAACAUGAAUAAGAUACCCAAUGAUUUGCAUGCCCAUCCUGCUACUAGUCAAGAGCUUGCCUCACGGAGGUGGCCGUGUUUGUUGUGGUCGGCGGGUCCUACGUAUCUUGAGUGUCAAUCUAUAAAUUAAUAUGUUAGUUUGUUGAUUCUUUCUAGCAGGUAGCUACCUAGGCCAACCUAAAUCCUCAAGGAGUGGAGUCGAGUGCGUGAUAGAUGGAAUUAAAUGCCACAAGAAUCUUGCCUCAUGCAUACUGUCUAGAAAGAGUCUGCUCCGUCCAUGGUUCAAUCAUGAUUGAAAAUGAAAGGAAAAGCAAGCGAAUUAAAUUUACGCACUCACAGAAAACACAACUCACAGAGAACACAUGCUAUUAGUCUAUCAAUCUAGGACGCAUAUGGAAUCAAUCAAUCUAUCUCCACUUCAAUGAAGGCCCAAGUGGAAGAAAGCACAAACUAGAAUGAAUGAAAGAAAGGGUCGACAAGUGAGUAGAUGGAAGAAUGAAAGUGGUACAUCGCCUAAAUCAAAGAAGUAGAAGACCAAGCAACUUACUUAGGUAACUAGGAAGGCCUCGGACCCGACGACCAAGGACCAGGCUGAUGUGCUGCGUACUUGUCGGAUUUCUCUGCUAAAAAGCUUUGAUCUCGCUAAUAAAUUGACUCUGAUUCCAUGCGUCCACGCUGCCUGUCACACACAGAAACCUUUAGGAGAAACCCACACACGCAGUGCGUGUGUGAGUGACAGGCGAGGCUGUUGCAAAUAUUAAGCUUCACUUGCUUGAGUGACGCCAUCGCUGAAAUAUUUAAGGAUAAGAAAUCAGUGGGCGUCAUCGCGUGACUUAGUCAUGUACUCAGUUACUACCUUGUUGCCCACGUGGCAACAAACAUAGUCGGUCUGCUGGAGUCUAGAUCGAUCGAGCUGACCCGGCUUUCUUAUGGGUGCGUAUCCUCACCGCCUCACCCAACGCCGGCGCAUGCUACGCGCCUUGCAUGCUCCGCAAUACGAGCUAC